AGGGAAAAAAAGGCUUCAGGCUUUCCGAUUGUUAACUUUUUUGCCUUCCACGGUGGUGACGAGCGCCGGCGGGGGAAGGUGGUGGUGGUGGAGGGGAAUAACGACGUCAAAGGGACGAAGAAUGCCUCCGCUGAUCUACCAGCCAUCUUCCAGCGACUAACUCCAGAUUUCAACGCCAACCCAGUUCGGCUAAGCACUCUCCAAGUUGUGGUUUCCUUGUCAGUUACGGAUUCGUGGUCAGCUCUCUCCGUUGGAAAGCCGAUUGAUUGGGUUUCUGCUCUGUUACUCUCUUACUUGGUAGCUUCUUCAUGCUUGAUCCCGGUCCCAGCAUUGCUGAAUUGUUGAGCAGGCGAUCAUGAAUUUCCUCAUUGGAGCUUUCAAGCCACCCUGCAACAUUUCGAUCGUUUUUGCUGAUAGAAGAACUCGAAAGCAGGUUGCAUUGAAGAAGGAAAAUGGCCAGACAGUCAUGGUUCCUCUGUACCAGAGUCAAGAUAUCAUUGCUGGAGAGGUUGUUGUAGAACCUGCGCAAGGGAAGAAGGUUGAACAUAAUGGAAUAAAAAUUGAGUUGCUUGGCCAGAUAGAACUAUAUCUUGAUCGUGGAAAAUUCUACGACUUUACUUCCCUUGUGCGUGAACUUGAUGUCCCUGGCGAUUUGUAUGAAAAGAAAUCAUAUCCCUUUGAGUUUUCAACUGUGGAGAUGCCGCAUGAGUCUUACAGUGGAGUCAAUGUGAGGCUUAGGUAUAUAUUGAAGGUGACUAUCAGUCGGAACUAUGUCAACAACAUUGUUGAAUACCAGGAUUUCGUGGUGAGGAAUUACACUCCACAACCACCAGUCAACAACAGCAUCAAGAUGGAAGUUGGAAUCGAGGAUUGCCUUCACAUAGAAUUUGAAUACAGCAAAAGCAAAUACCAUUUAAAGGAUGUAAUCAUUGGGAAAAUCUACUUCCUUCUAGUGAGAAUUAAGAUUAAGAAUAUGGAGCUUGAAAUACGGCGUCGUGAGUCCACAGGAUCAGGACCCAACACGUACGUCGAAACAGAGACACUUGCCAAAUAUGAGUUGAUGGAUGGUUCCCCUGUGAGAGGAGAAUCAAUUCCGAUCAGACUAUUCCUAAGUCCAUAUGAGUUGACACCAACAUACCGAAACAUCAACAACAAGUUCAGUGUCAAGUAUUACUUGAAUCUCGUUCUAGUUGACGAAGAAGGUCGACGGUAUUUCAAGCAGCAAGAGAUCACUGUAUAUCGACUUCUAGAAACUCCUUGAUCCUCACUUAUGCCAGGUUGUGUGACUGUGUUGACACGGGAAGAAUGACAUCCCCACAAACUCGUUUGCAGUCCAUGAGACGUCAGAGUAACCGCAACCCGCACAAUAGUCUUGUUGUUCGUUUCGGCACUUUGAUUGGGCGUAUUGUUUCGCUUGAUGCCAUUUUCUAAGAAUCUGGUGAUCUGAUGAGUUUAGUUAUGGAACGAUCCAGCAGAGGGCAAGCACCAACACUCCACCAGCUGAUGACUCACACCUCGCUGCCUCUCCUGAUGACGGUUCCCGAACUCCAAAAUACCAUCUUGCUUCCCCCUUCAGCAUCCCUUCCUCCACAGAAGCAGCAGCCCUGCGAAUCGCCAGAAGCCUGACUCAAUACAUCCUCCACUACACGCACUUUGUGUGGAUCGUGCUCUUCAUCACCCUUAUUCCAGAGAGGAAGGUGGCUCUGAUAUACAUGGUGAUCAUGACUUACGUCGCAUCACUGUAUCUGCUCGUCUUGCGAACAUUCCCAGGUUCAAUUUUCCUGCACAAGUUUAUAGACAAGCGUCUGGUGCUGAGCCUGCUGGUGAUCGCCACGAUGGUGGGGAUUAUCUUCAACGGCGCUGCUUUGCAUCUUCUCGUCACCUUGGCAGCCACCACGCCGUUGGUGUUGGUUCAUGCGAGCAUGUGGAUUGGAGAGGACGCCAUGGUGGCGGCUGCUGGUGAUAAGGAGGCUGCAGAUUUUCUUCCAGUUGUGCAGCAGGAGUCGCAGCAAGGCAGUAGGUAGUAUUGAAAUAAGUUGACAAGGAAAUACAGAGGAAAUAUCUUACUCAUGUCAUAUUAUCCUUCAAUUUUUCCAACCCAACAAUUUCUUGCUGGUGGCUAGGGUUCAAGCAAGCAUCACAAUAUCGAGCUUAUUAGGGUGUGCAACGGUCCGGUCCGGUUAGAAUCGGAUUAAAUUCUUGAGAAGCAUGGUCCAAUAUUGAAAGACUUCUAAGGCAAAAGGCCGGACUAACAUUGUAUUUGAUCUAUUUGGUUCGGUUUGAUCCGAUUCAAAUUUCACUUCGGU
This is a messenger RNA of Linum tenue, 2306 nucleotides long. Lineage: Eukaryota; Viridiplantae; Streptophyta; Magnoliopsida; Malpighiales; Linaceae. The record is from the annotation of a GenBank genome assembly.